This is a messenger RNA of Stomoxys calcitrans (stable fly), 1110 nucleotides long. RefSeq names its product superoxide dismutase [Cu-Zn] 5. The transcript has 3 exons. Gene Ontology annotation, biological process: removal of superoxide radicals. Lineage: Eukaryota; Metazoa; Arthropoda; Insecta; Diptera; Muscidae. The record is from RefSeq and is a predicted model, not a curated record. Gene Ontology annotation, molecular function: copper ion binding; superoxide dismutase activity. Bases 159 to 1010 code for a protein of 283 amino acids.
CCCCAUUUAGCUUUGCAACCAAACGGUAAUCGAAAUCGGUACAAAUUCAAUAGAAAAACAGAACGGCAACGAAAAUAUUUUCCAAAAAAAAAUUGGAUUUUAAUUUUUAAUCCCUACCUACGGACAAAGUACAUUAAAAAGUAAUUACGACUACUCUAAUGGCUCGCUGUCAUUCGCAUUCGAAUUUUCCAAUCACAUUGAUUGUUGUUGUUGUGUCUGUGUUUUGCUAUAACUUUAACGGUUUUGUAACGGGACAAAGCAUUUUGGAUCGCUUUCGACCCAAUUCCAAUGCCAAUAUCUCAACGCCAGAUGAGCAAGUGAAAAUCAUUUCCGGUACGAAAGUGAAACGUUUCGAGCGCUUAACGGUACCCCUCGGUGGUGGCAAUUAUAAUUUGGUGCACCAGCACCCAUCGUAUUUGGGUUUGGCCUAUGUACGUACGCCCAUAGUAUAUUUUCCUAAAUUAAGGGAAUAUUUUGUAACACAUUGGCCCCUCUAUUAUCCAGCGAGGGUUGCACCGCAUUGGCAGGCGGGAGCAAAAUUGACCGGGGAAGGUAUCGAUGGUUUGAUGACCUUUCAACAACUGCCCUAUAACAAUGAUGUAAAGGUUACCCUUAAUGCCACGGGAAUACCAGCCGGCAAGCACGCUCUGCACAUACACACCUAUGGAGAUCUUACGGAAGGUUGCACUUCAACUGGUGGACAAUUUGCCAAUAAUUUUUUGGGCAAUAUCGAUGUCAAAGAGAAUGGCGAAGUUUCAGUGGUCUUCAUUAGCAUCUAUUUGACUUUGUUUGGUUAUAAUGGCAUCAUUGGACGUUCCAUUGUGAUUCAUGAGAGACCGAUCGAUUUGAACAGUGCCUUAAAUGCUGAGGUAUUUUCAUCGCCAGCUAUACAUGCUAUACCCGAUGCCCAGGCUUAUCAGAAUGAAGAGAAUUCCGUGGGUGCCGGUAUAGCCUGUGGAAUAAUCAGUAUUAUGAAAGUCCCUGCACAAAUACCUACUAUAAAUAAAUAAAACAUAAUUUUAUUCAACACCAAACACACCAAUGUACCAAAUGCACCAAAACAUACAUACAUACAUUAAUAUUUUUUUAAAUACAUUUUUUAGAAAACUA